CCUUCUUUCAAAACGGUAUAGAGUCUCACGGAGGGCGGUCGUAUUACGCUCGAACUCUCUCUCUCCAUUAAAAACUACGAUAUAAAACAAAAAUAUACGUGUCUUUUAUUAUUUUACAAGAAAGAAAAAAAAACCCCCCAAAAAAAAGAAAAUUUAAUUAAUUUAUUGUGAAAAUCAAGUGAAAUGCUAGUUAAAAUUGUGACUUGACAGUGUAUCUCACAAAAAGUGUUUCUAUUCGGUGUAAAGAAAAUAAAAUUAAAUCAUAAAAAAAAGAAAUAUUAUUGCUCAGCCAAAGGAGAAAAUUAAAUAUAUAAAGUGAGUGUGUGAGGGAAGGUGAAGAGGGUAAAAAUUUUGAGAGAAGAUAAUAACGAAGAAUAAUUGAAAAGAUUCGGGGGUGGCGAGAAGGGAGUGAUGACGGGCGUGGAAGGAAAAGGUGGCGGGGGCGAAGGGGCUACUGAUAGUUCUGAUAAUACAAAUGUGAUUAACAAUGCAAAUGUUAAUACAAAUCAGCAAAAUGGAGGGACGGAGAAGGCGCCCGUCGUCGGUGGGACAAAUGUUGAAACUUUACCACGACCCGGAAAACAGAGUGACCCAAGCACAGAGUUUCUACGGGCAGCUAGAGCAGGAGAACUCGAGAAAGUUUUAGAAUUUUUAGAAUCCGGUGUGGAUAUUAAUACUUCUAAUGCUAAUGGACUGAACGCACUGCAUUUGGCUUCAAAAGACGGUCACAUAGAAAUUGUUAAAGAAUUAUUAUCUAGAGGUGCCCGUGUUGAUGCUGCCACAAAAAAAGGAAAUACGGCAUUGCACAUUGCUUCCCUUGCGGGUCAAGAGGAAGUGGUACGAUAUUUGGUGGAGCAAGGUGCUUCAGUUAAUGUACAGUCUCAAAAUGGAUUCACCCCUUUAUAUAUGGCUGCCCAGGAAAACCACGACUCUGUUGUUAAAUUCCUACUUAGCACGGGAGCCAGCCAGAGUCUUGCCACCGAGGAUGGUUUUACCCCAUUGGCUGUGUCAAUGCAACAAGGACACGAAAAAGUUGUAACUGUUCUAUUGGAGAGUGACACCAGAGGUAAAGUUCGACUGCCGGCACUUCACAUUGCGGCCAAGAAAGAUGACUGCAAAGCAGCUGCGCUGCUUUUACAGAGUCACCACAAUCCCGACGUGACAUCGAAAAGUGGUUUCACACCUCUUCACAUUGCAUCACAUUACGGAAAUGAUAGAAUAGCAUUUUUUCUAUAUGAGAAAGGAGCCGAUGUCAAUUUCGCUGCGAAGCACAAUAUCACUCCGUUGCAUGUAGCAGCGAAAUGGGGAAAAGUUAAAUUGGUUAAUUUCCUGAUAAGCAAAGGUGCAAAUAUCCAGGCAAAAACGAGGGAUGGUCUUACACCUUUACAUUGUGCGGCAAGAUCAGGACAUCAUGAAGUCAUAGACAUACUUAUAGAAAAAGGAGCGCCUAUUGGUUCUAAAACUAAGAAUGGUCUUACUCCUCUGCAUAUGGCUUCACAAGGAGAUCAUGUGGAUGCUGCGAGGAUUUUACUCUAUCAUAGGGCACCUGUUGACGAAGUGACGAUGGAUUAUUUAACGGCGUUACAUGUUGCCUCUCAUUGUGGUCACGAUCGAGUGGCUAAGCUUCUUCUUGAUAGAAAUGCGGAUCCUAACGCAAGAGCACUCAACGGCUUCACACCUCUUCACAUUGCUUGUAAAAAGAAUAGGCUCAAAAUUGUUGAAUUGCUUAUUAAACACAAAGCCAGCAUUGAAAAUACGACAGAGUCUGGACUGUCGCCCUUACACGUUGCCAGUUUUAUGGGUAGUAUGAACAUCGUGAUUCUUCUACUCCAGCACGAAGCUUGCCCUGACGUUCGAACAAUUAGAGGAGAAACGCCGCUUCAUCUCGCAGCCAGAGCGAGUCAGACUGACAUCAUUAGGAUACUUUUAAGAAAUUCAGCACAAGUUGACGCCAGAGCGAGGGAGGAGCAAACGCCCCUUCAUGUCGCCUCUAGAUUAGGAAACGUAGACAUUGUAAUGCUAUUGCGAAAACACGGAGCUGAUGUAGAUGCCACGACGAAAGAUCUUUACACGCCUUUGCAUAUUGCCGCUAAAGAGGGUCAGGAAGAGGUUGCUGCUGUUUUAUUAGACAACAGAGCUUCGCUGACAGCCACUACUAAAAAAGGAUUUACUCCCCUACAUCUUGCAGCUAAGUACGGCAAUAUUACAGUUGCCAGGCUUUUGUUGCAGAAAAACGCACCAAUUGAUGCUCAGGGAAAGAAUGGAGUCACGCCUCUACAUGUAGCAUCACAUUACGAUCACCAAAAUGUAGCGCUACUCUUACUCGAAAAGGGUGCCUCGCCUCAUGCAAUGGCCAAGAAUGGUCACUCACCGCUCCAUAUUGCAGCUCGCAAGAAUCAGAUGGACAUAGCGACGACUUUAUUAGAAUAUGGAGCGAAAGCAAAUGCUGAAUCGAAAUGUGGAUUUACUCCUCUUCAUUUGAGCGCCGAAGAGGGUCACACGGACAUGUCAACAUUGCUCAUUGAACACAAAGCUGACACCAAUCAUAAAGCAAAAAAUGGAUUGGCUCCGCUACACUUGUGCGCACAAAAUGACAAAGUCAAUGUUGCUUCGAUUCUCGUAAAGAAUGGAGCGCAAGUCGAUGUCGUAACUAAGGCUGGCUAUACACCGUUACACGUUGCAUCUCACUACGGACAAGCAGCAAUGGUACGAUUCCUCUUAAGAUCAGGAGCUGAUGUUGAUUGCAGUACGAAUGCUGGAUACACGCCUCUACAUCAUGCUGCUCAACAGGGCCACACACUCAUCAUUAAUUUACUUCUCGAAAGCAAAGCCAAUCCAAAUGCUGUUUCAAAUUAUGGACACAUGGCUUUGGACGUCGCAAACAAAAUGGGCUAUAUUAGUGUCAUAGAAACUUUAAAAGUCGUGACGGAGACGACAAUAACGACAACUCACACAGUCACAAUCGAGGAGAAAUAUAGAGUUCAAGCUCCUGAAUCGAUGCAGGAAACAUUUAUGAGUGACAGUGAAGAUGAGGGUGGUGGUGAUGAAAUCGACGUGGCUGCCAUGAAUGUGUACGGUCAACCGCCACACGCACAACAUGUGUACCUUCCUUCCUACUACCAGGGCCAUAUGACCUACACUCGCGAAGAUCCGAUGCUCAGCGAUCAGCAACAGUAUCGUUAUAUGACCGGUGAUGAUAUGAAAUCAAUGGGAGAUGAUUCCAUGCGUGUCAACGUCACUGACGAUGAGAGGGAUAAUCGACAUUCUGGUGAUCGAAUAAUUACAGAGAUGAUCACCAAAGAAAAUUAUAAUCGUAUGCACGCUGCAAAUUUAAAACCAGACAAUAUUGACAUCAACAGGCAUCCCGUUCACGUUGGCGCGUCACUAGAGUCCUUAAAUACAUCGCUGGCUGCCCUCGGUUUCGUGCCAAAAGGACAAGGAAUGUGGAGGGACAGAAUUCCACAAUGGAAAAACUUUCUGGUUUCGUUUCUGGUCGAUGCGCGUGGAGGUGCGAUGCGAGGUUGUCGACAUAGUGGAGUACGAGUUAUUGUUCCUCCUCGUAAAGCGGCAAUGCCUAUGAGAGUGACCUGUAGAUAUCUCAAGAGGAGGGAUAAAUUAACGAAUCCACCACCUUUAAUGGAAGGUGAAGCUCUAGCGAGCCGAAUUCUUGAACUUGGACCAGUAGGAGCUAAAUUUUUGGGACCUGUUAUUAUUGAGGUACCACAUUUUGCCUCAUUAAGGGGUAAAGAAAGGGAGAUCGUGAUUCUACGAUCAGACAAUGGAGAAACCUGGCGUGAACACACCUUGGAAGCCAGCGAGGAGGCUGUCCAAGAUGUUCUCAACGAGAGCUUUGAAGGAGAAGAAUUAAGCCAGCUGGAAGAUCUCCAAACGUCUCGAAUCGUAAGAAUUCUCACAGUUGAUUUCCCACACUAUUUUGCUGUGGUAUCGAGGAUCAGACAAGAAGUCCACGCAGUUGGUCCCGAAGGAGGCACAUUAUCAUCAUCUGCCGUACCGCAAGUGCAAGCCGUGUUUCCCAAACACGCACUCACCAAAAAAAUCCGAGUUGGUCUCCAGGCACAUCCAAUACCAGCCGAACUGGUGGCUAAACUUUUAGGUAAUCGAGUGGCAGUUUCUCCAAUUGUCACAGUUGAACCAAGACGAAGAAAAUUCCAUAAACCAAUAACUCUGACAAUACCAGUGCCUCAGGCAGCUAAUAAAGGAAUGAUAAAUCAAUACUCGGGUGAUGCGCCCACCUUGAGGCUCCUAUGCAGUAUCUCUGGCGGUCAGUCUCGAGCAGUCUGGGAAGAUGUGACCGGGUCGACACCAUUGACCUUCGUUAAGGAUUGCGUCUCCUUCACAACAACUGUCUCGGCCCGUUUCUGGUUGAUGGAUUGCCGAAAUAUAACUGAAGCUUGCAAAAUGGCGACAGAUCUUUACACUCACGCAACCCACGUACCUUUUAUGGCCAAAUUCGUAGUGUUUGCAAAACGCAUUCAUCCAUUAGAGGCAAGGCUCCGCGUGUUCUGCAUGACUGAUGAUAAGGAAGACAAGACUUUGGAGCAUCAGGAACACUUUACUGAAGUCGCCAAGAGCCGAGAUGUUGAGGUUCUUGAGGGUAAAACUCAAUACAUGGAAUUCGCUGGUAACUUGGUACCUGUAUUGAAGAGUGGUGAACAAUUACAAUUACCAUUCCGGGGUUUCAAGGAAAAUCGAGUUCCCUUUACCGUGAGGAUAAAGGAUCCUGAUGCAGCGGACAUGAUGGGAAGAAUAAUGUUUAUGAGCGAGCCAAAAGUAGCGAAAGGCGAACCGCCACAAACGCCAAUUUGCACGUUAAAUAUUCUUUUACCAGAAAGAAUUUCACCAGACGCGAACGUUUCUCAAUUGGACCUCUUGGAAUUGUCGAAGAACUAUAGCUUCUUACGAGACGGCGGAAUAAGCACACCUGACACAUUUCAUAGAGCUACAAUUCGACUGACCGAUAUUGCAAAUUUACUUGACAACGAUUGGGAGCAAUUAGCAGCAGAAUUAAAUGUCAGUCCAAAAAAAGUCGAGGAGAUCAAAGAGGAAUAUCCUGAUAAACCUGCUCAGCAAGCUGCAGCUAUGUUUAAAGUAUGGAAAGCGGAUGGAAAUAAAGCAACGGGUAAUACGUUAGAGAAAGCGUUACAAAAAAUUGGUCGUGAUGAUAUUGUGAAAAAGUGUAUAUUUAACGUUGAACUUGUGACCGACGAUGUUGAGAAAGCCGUUGCCAAAGUGAGAAUUGAUCAACCUGGGUUCGAUUCACUUAAGGAAGAAUUGGGACCUUCAAGGGACACUUCACUCAGACGGAAUGUCACACUUGAUCCAAAACUCGAUCCGGAUUAUGAGGAGCCGGAUCGAAUGAAAGACUCGGAGUCUUUAGAAGAUCUUGUUAUCAUUGCAUCGACACCUGAAAAACCAACAAAGCCGCACGUCACAAUCACGAACGGCACUGUAUUCAACGGUACCUCGACCCCCAAGAAAGACAAAUACGCCAGUGAUGAGAAAGAAUUCGAAGACAUGAUGGCUGAUUUUAUUCACCAUAAAUAUCAAGAAUCAGAACCCAUGACAAAUAUAAGUCAUGAUGAUGAUGAUGACGAUGAAUUUUUAAAGCGACAGCAAAUAAUUGCAGACGCCAGCAAAUUAGUUUCCGGUGUAAAACAAGAUGCUGAGAAAGAGAAGGGGAAGUUAGCGAUGGAAGGGUGGUCGGUGGUUUAUGAUGACGAUAAACAACGUAGUAAAGAGGUAGGAGGCGCUUUAGGGAAACAGUUAGAAAAAAUGAGCGACACAAUUACAAAAACAUCCACAAUUUCAGUAACGACAAUAGAGACUCGGGUUUUGCAAAAACCAGACACAACUGGGGAUAAGCAAACCAUUAUUAUAGCUGAAAGCAGUGUAGAUAGUUCUAGAGAAACAAGUGGACCAAUUAGGGAUAGAGAUUCUUUAACGAAAAGUGAUAAUUUAGGUGAAUCAGUGUCAGGUAUUAAGGGUAAAACGAAAACGGUAAGUGAGACGACGAAAAAAGACUCUAAGGGAAGCAAGAAGCAAAAAGAGGAUAAAGAUAAACCAGGUGAUAAAGUGCAACAAACAGCGGAAGAGGCGAAAGAAAAAUCUGAAAUGGAGAAUAAAAAACUUAAAGAUAAAUCCGGAAAAAUGUUCUCAGGGAUAUUUAAGGGAUCAAAGGGGAAAAAGUCCAAGGACUCAAAAGACUCUUCAUUCGAUAGUGGAGAUGAGGAAACGAGAAUAAUGACUUCUAAAUUUUUGGACGAUACAAGAAGAAUUGCAGACGAUUCUGAAAUGUUAACUAAUGGUGUCCAUUUGCAUGACACGAAAUCUGUCCAGGACGUGAAAACAGCGACCGCGAUAUUUUUGGACGACUCCAAAAAAGCUGCUGCAAGAUUUGGCGAAACUGUUCCAGAAAGUGUGGAACCUAAGAAAAGUGACACAGCCCAGGAAGAGAAAGACAAACCAAGUGGAUUCUUCGGAAUCUUUAGAAGUCCGAAAUCAAAGGACAAGAGACGGAGUAAAUCAAAGGAGAAGGAUUCAUCAGCUGAGAGUGGUGAUGAUGAAGUCAGAAUCACAACAGCCAAGUUUCUAGAGGACGUUCGAAGGAAUGCUGGAUCACCCGAUUUGCCCUUCAUAGACAAACCCGAUUCCAGAGUCGACGAGGAGCUGGGCCGAUUUUCAGCAUACAGUAAUUAUGAUUCCGAUGCACCUACAGAUAAACUUAAAGGAUCAUCGUACAAUAUUUCGGAAAUACCAAAGGAAGAGAAGGUGAUAAAGCAAAAAUCACUUGUGAGUUCUGAACCCGCGACAACUGAAGACGAGAGUCAAGAUGACAGUCAAGAAAAAUCGAGUGGCUUCUUCGGUAUCUUUAGAAGUCCAAAGCUAAAGAGCCGAAAACGAAGUAAAUCUCGAGAACCAUCUUCUAAAGAUUCGUCUAAAGAAGCGUCGGUCGAUGUUUCCGAUGCUGAUUUAAGACUUCAGACUGCUCAAUUACUAGAGGAUACCAAGAAACAUGCGGAUAAAUUCUACGAACCUGUUCCGGUUCAACAAGUGAAAAUUGUUACCAUUGUAGAAACCUCUGGUGAAGAUAAACCAACCGAGUUACCCAAAGAAGAAUCGAAAGAAAAAGGUAGCACGAUAUUCGGUAUGUUCAAGAGUCCUAGAGGCCUAAAGAAGAGAAGUAGAUCCAAGGAUAAAAGUACAUCGAGAGACACGUCCUUUGACAGUGGCGAUGAGGAGGUACGAAUUGCAACCGCUAAAUUCUUGGAAGACAGCAGAAAAAUAGCAGGAGAAAUAGACGCGUGUCCUUACAAGUCAUACGCAUUUUAUGAAGAGAUGAAAAAAUCAGCUAAAGAUGACGCUAAAGAUAUUGCAUCACAAGACGUUACAGAUUCGGCAAUAAAAAUACCUAAACAAGCAUCAGAGGAAAUUGAAAAAGGAUCCGAAGGUGCCGAUCCAAUGAAAGACAAAACCAAGAAGACUAAGGACAAAGGUGGAUUUUUGUCGGGAAUAUUCAAAGGAGCCAAGCAUGCUGUCGAUGAUGUUACAGGUGACGUCAAAGAAUUUUUAGAUGAAACAAAGCACGAAGCAGAAUUAGAAGAAGAAAGUGCUCGAAAAGCUGCUGACAAAUUAGCGAAGGAUGUUAAAGAUUCUAAAGAGAAGGCAACUUCUGAAAUAAAGACUGCAACAGAUGUAGUGAAAGAAAAAGUUGAUUCAGCAGCUGAAAAAGUUAAAAGUGCUGAAGAAAAAGUGUCGACCGACAUGGAGGCACUAAAAGAUGGAAGCAAAAAGGCAGCAAAAGACGUUGCAGACACGACUGCUAAGGAAUCCAAAAAAGCUAAAGAUAAAGCUGGUGGAUUUCUAUCUGGUAUUUUCAAAGGCGCAAAACACACUGCGGAUGAAAUUGCAGACGACACUAAAGAAACGAUUGAUCACACAAAAAAAGAAGCCGAGAAAGGGAAAGAUAGUCUACAAAAAGCUGCGGAAGAUUUAUCCACUGAUGUUAAAGAUGCGAAAGAUAAAGUUGUUUCUGAUUUAAAAGAAACUGUAGACGAAACAAAAGAAAAAUUGACAGAUACGGCCCAAACUGUUAAAACAACUGGAGAUAAGAUUGCUACAGAUAUUAUUGAUACAAAAGACAAGAGUGUUCAGAAAGUGAAAAAGGAUGCAAAAGCCGUAAAGGAUACAAUAACACAAGGAGCGGAAACAGUAGCAGACGCAGCUGCGGAUGUUAAGGACAAGAGUGCAAAGGAGGCUAAGAAGGCUAAAGAUAAAGCAGGUGGUUUCUUAUCCGGAAUUUUCAAAGGAGCAAAAAGUGCAGCUGAUGAUACAGCAGAUAGUGUACAAGAAGUAGUGGACGAGACUAAGAAAGAUAUAACAGACGUGAAAGAUCGUCUAGUGAAAGAUGUAGACGAUACAAAAGAAAAAUUAAAGGAAGCAAAAGAAAAAGCUAAAACACAAAUAACCGAAGACGCACAAGCAGUGUCAGAAAAAGCAUCUGAUGUUUCAAAACAGAUUUCAAAGGACCUGAAGGACACCGCUGAUGUAGCAAAAGAUGCUACUGGACAAGCUGUACAAACUGUUAUUGAUGCUAAAGAUUCAGCAGUUAAAGAAGUAAAGAAAGAUGCAGAUAUUGUUAAGGACAAAAUCAAAUCCGGGGCAGAAACUGUAUCAGAAACGGCAGAAGCAGCGAAAGAUAAAACUUCCAAAGAAGCAAAGAAGGCUAAAGAGAAAACAGGUGGAUUUUUAUCUGGAAUACUCAAAGGAGCCAAGCAUGCUGUCGAUGAUGUUACAGAUGACGUCAAAGAAUUUUUGGAUGAAACAAAACAUGAAGCAGAAUUAGAAGAAGAACGUGCUCGAAAAGCUGCUGAAGAUUUGGCGAAGGAGGCUAAAGACGCUAAAGACAAAGCAGUCAAAGGCGUUAAAGAUUCUACAGAAAAGGUGAAAGAUGCAAAGGAUAAAGUAGUGUCAGAUUUGACUAAAGAUGCAAAAGAAACUAAAGACAAAGCAGUCAAAGGCGUUAAAGAGACUGCAGGAAAGGUUAAAGAUGCAAAGGAUAAAGUAGUUUCGGAUGUUGAUGACUCAUUAGAUAAAACAAAACAAAAAAUUUCCAAAGAAGCACAAUCUGUACAGAAAACAGUUGAUCACACGGUUGACGACAUUUCUAAAAAAGCUGCAGAAGGUGCCGACACAAUUAAAACAUCAAGUACAAAAAUUGUCGAAACUGUUACUGAUACGGCAGAUGCAACUGUUAAAGAAUUGAAGAAGGAUGUUAAUAUUGCAGAGGAGAAGAUUAAAUCAGAAGCUGAGAAGGUAACAGAAACUGCUGCAACAACAAAAGACAAAGCUGCAAAAGAAGCAAAGAAAGCAAAAGACAAAACUAGUGGUUUCUUUUCGGGAAUAUUUAAAGGAGCCAAGCAUGCGGGCGAUGAUGUUACAGAUGACGUCAAAGAAUUCUUGGACGAGACAAAGCACGAAGCAGAAUUAGAAGAAGAACGUGCUAAACAAGCUGCGGAGAAACUUGCUAAAGAUGCAACAGACGCCAAAGAUAAAGCUGUAAAAACUGUUAAGGAAACAACUGACAAGAUUAAAGAUGGAAAAGACAAGGUGACAACAGAAAUUGACAGCUCAUUGGAUAAGACAAAGCAGAAAGUCAAAGAGGAUGUAAAGGAUGCAAAAGAGGCAGUGAAAGAGACUAGUAAAAAAGUUUCUGAUGGAAUGGAGACUGCAGCAGAUGCUAUAAAAGACGCUGGAUCCAAAAUGGAAAAGGGGCUAUCAGACACAAAGGAUGUUAUUGCCGAAGAAAUAAAAGAGGACAGCAAGAUUGCUACAGAUAAAAUUAAAUCCGGAGCAGAAGCUGUUGCAGAUACAGCGGGAGCAGCAAAAGAUAAAACUGCAAAAGAGGCCAAAAAAGCUAAGGAUAAGGCUGGUGGAUUCUUCUCAGGAAUAUUCAAAGGAGCCAAGCAUGCAGUAGAUGAUGUAACGGAUGAUGUAAAAGAAUUUUUGGAUGAAACAAAACAUGAAGCAGAAUUAGAAGAAGAACGAGCUAAAAAAGCUGCUGAAGAUUUAGCUAAAGAUGCCAAAGAUGUUAACAAAGUCGCCAAAGGCGUUAAAGAUACAACUGAGAAGAUUAAAGAUGCAAAAGACAAAGUAUCAGCAGAUGUUGAUACCUCAUUGGAUAAUGCUCAGCAAAAGGUGAAGGAGGAGGUAUCAGAUGUAAACGAAAUGAUUACAAAAACAAAAAAAGAUACGAAAAAAACAACAGAAGAUAUCAAAUCCAGUUCUGAAAAAGCAGCAUCCGCAGUUAAAGAAUCAGCCGAAAAAGGAUUGAAAGAUGCAAAAGAUGCAGUACAAGAUACUGGCAAAAAAGUAUCAGAUGAAGUCGAUACAGCAACAGCUGCUGUAAAAGAUACUGGUUCUAAAAUAGCAAAAGGAAUUGAUGACACAAAAGACGCAGUUGCUAAAGAAAUUAAGGAGGAUACCAAGAUAGCAGCAGAUAAAAUUAAAUCAGGGGCAGAAGCUGUUUCAGAAAAAGCAGAAGCAGCAAAAGACAAAACAUCUAAAGAAGCUAAGAAAGCAAAGGAUAAAGCUGGUGGCUUCCUUUCUGGAAUAUUUAAAGGAGCUAAACAUGCUGUAGAUGAUGUUACAGGUGACGUCAAAGAAUUUUUGGACGAAACCAAGCACGAAGCAGAAUUAGAAGAAGAGAAAGCUCGAAAAGCUGCUGAAGAAUUAGCUAAAGAUGCAAAAGAAACUAAGGACAAAGCUGUUAAGGGCAUUAAAGAUACAACUGGGAAAAUUAAAGAUGCAAAGGACACAUUAUCAGCGGAUAUUGAUACCUCAUUGGAUAAGGCUAAGCAAAAGGUGAAGGAGGAGGCACAUGACGCAAAGGAUGUAGUUAAAGAUGCUAGUAAAAAAGUUUCUGAUGGAGUGGGAACUGCAGCAGAUGCUGUGAAAGAUGCGGGUUCUAAAGUUGCAAAAGGUUUAGAUGACACAAAGGAUGCAGUAGUUAAAGAAGUGAGGGAAGAUACUAAAAAAGCUGCAGACAAACUAAAAUCAGGAGCGGAUGCUGUUUCUGAGAAAGCAGAUGCAGCUAAGGAUAAAACUACCAAGGAAGCUAAGAAAGCAAAAGACAAGGCAGGUGGAUUCCUUUCUGGAAUAUUUAAAGGAGCCAAACACUCUGUUGAUGAUGCUACAGAUGACGUGAAAGAAUUUUUGGACAAGACAAAGCAGGAAGCAGCAGCAGAGGAAGAACGUGCACGAAAGGCAGCAGAAGAAUUAGCUAAAGAUGUAAAAGAAACAAAAGAUAAAGCUGUGGAAGGGGUUAAAGAUACUGCAGCGAGUGUCAAAGAAGCAACUGAUAAAGCAGUUUCAGAUUUGGCUAAAGAAGUAAAAGAUACUAAAGACAAAGCAGUUAAAAGUGUUAAAGAUACUGCUGACAAAAUUAAAGACGAAAAGGACAAACUAUCAGCAGAUAUUGACAGUUCUGUGAAGGAUGCAAAGGAAAAUGUAAAAGAUGAGGUACAUGAAAUGAAAGUUGCAGCGAAAGAUACCGGAACGAAAAUUUCUGAAGAAGUAGACACUGCAGCUGAAGCUGUUAAAGAUACUGGUUCAAAAAUAGUAAAGGGCAUUGAUGACACGAAGGAUGCUAUUGGAAAAGAAAUCAAGGAGGACACCAAGAUUGCGGCUGAAAAAGUUAAAUCUGGAACGGAAACAGUUUCAGAGAAAGUAGAUGCAGCAAAAGACAAAACUGCAAAAGAAGCCAAGAAAGCAAAGGAUAAAGCUGGUGGGUUCUUUUCCGGCAUAUUCAAAGGAGCCAAGAAUGCCGUCGAUGAUGUUACGGAUGACGUCAAAGAAUUCUUGGAUGAGACAAAGCACGAUGCAGAAUUAGAAGAAGAACGAGCUAAAAAAGCUGCUGAAGAUUUGGCUAAAGAUGCCAAAGAUGCUAAAGACAAAGUCGUCAAAGGCGUUAAAGAUACAACUGAGAAAGUUAAAGAUGCAAAAGACAAAGUAUCAGCAGAUAUUGAUACCUCAUUGGAUAAGACUAAGCAAAAGGUGAAGGAGGAGGUACAUGACGCAAAGGAUGCAGUAAAAGAUGCUAGUAAAAAAGUUUCUGAUGGAGUGGAGACUGCAGCUGAUGCUGUGAAGGACGCGGGUUCUAAAGUUGCAAAAGGUUUAGAUGACACAAAAGACAAAGUUGCUAAGGAAAUUAAGGAGGAUACCAAAAUUGCGUCAGAUAAAAUUAAAUCAGGAGCAGAAGCAGUUUCAGAAAAAUCAGAAGCAGCAAAGGACAAAACUUCUAAAGAAGCUAAGAAAGCAAAGGAUAAAGCGGGUGGGUUCUUUUCUGGAAUAUUCAAAGGAGCCAAGCAUGCGGUCGAUGAUGUUACGGAUGACGUCAAAGAAUUCUUAGAUGAGACAAAGCACGAAGCAGAAUUAGAAGAAGAACGUGCUAAACAAGCUGCGGACGAACUUGCUAAAGAUGCAAAAGACGCCAAGGAUAAAGCAGUAAAAACUGUUACGGACACAACUGACAAGAUUAGAGAUGUAAAGGACAAAGUGACAACAGAAAUUGACAGCUCAUUGGAUAAGGCAAAGCAGAAAGUCAAAGAGGAUGUAGAGGAUGCGAAAGAUGCAGUGAAAGAAACUGGUAAAAAAGUUUCUGAUGGAGUCGAUUCUGCAGCAGAUGCUGUAAAAGAUGCUGGAUCUAAAGUGACAAAAGCAAUCACAGUCGCAAAGGAUGCUAUUGCUGAUGAAAUAAAGGAGGACACCAAGAUUGCUGCAGACAAAAUUAAAUCCGGAGCAGAAGCUAUUUCAGAAACGACGGAUGCUGCAAAAGAUAAAACUGCAAAAGAGGCCAAAAAAGCUAAGGAUAAGGCUGGUGGAUUCUUCUCAGGAAUAUUCAAAGGAGCCAAGCAUGCAGUAGAUGAUGUUACGGAUGAUGUAAAAGAAUUUUUAGAUGAAACAAAACAUGAAGCAGAAUUAGAAGAAGAACGAGCUAAAAAAGCUGCUGAAGAUUUAGCGAAAGAUGCCAAAAAUGCUAAAGACAAAGUCGUCAAAGGCGUUAAAGAUACAACUGAGAAUAUUAAAGAUGCAAAAGACAAAGUAUCAGCGGAUAUUGAUACCUCAUUGGAUAAGGCUAAGCAAAAGGUGAAAGAGGAGGUACAUGACGCAAAGGAUGCAGUAAAAGAUGCUAGUAAAAAAGUUUCUGAUGGAGUGGAAACUACAGCAGAUGCUGUGAAAGACGCCGGUUCUAAAGUUGCAAAAGGUUUAGAUGACACAAAGGAGGCAGUAGUAAAAGAAGUGAGGGAAGAUACUAAAAAAGCUGCAGACAAACUAAAAUCAGGAGCGGAUGCUGUUUCUGAGAAAGCAGAUGCAGCGAAGGAUAAAACUACCAAGGAAGCCAAGAAAGCAAAAGACAAGGCAGGUGGAUUCCUUUCUGGAAUAUUUAAAGGAGCCAAACACUCUGUUGAUGAUGCUACAGAUGACGUGAAAGAAUUUUUGGACAAGACAAAGCAGGAAGCAGCAGCAGAAGAAGAACGUGCACGAAAAGCAGCAGAAGAUUUAGGUAAAGACGCAAAGGCCACCAAAGAUAAAGCUGUUAAAGCUGUUACUGAAACAGCUGAUAAAAUUAAAGAAGGCAAAGACAAAAUAUCAUCAGAUAUUGAUAUCUCACUUGAUAAGGCAAAGCAGCAUGUUACUGACAAAGUUGAUGUGGCUAAGGAUGCAGUACAAGAUGCGGGAAAAAAAGUAUCGGAUGGAAUCCAGGCCACCACAGAAUCUGUGAAAGACGCAGGUUCAAAGUCUGCCCAAAAGGUUGUUGAUGCAAAAGAUGCUGCAAUUGGUGAAAUUAACAAAGAUGUUCAUUUAGUCGAAGAAAGAGUUAAAUCUGGAGCAGAAACUUUAGUCCAAACAGCUGAAGUAGUUGAAGAGAAAGUUUCUAAAGAAUCAAAGAAAGCAAAGGACAAAGCAGGUGGUUUUCUAUCAGGAAUGUUUAAAGGCGCCAAACAAGUAAAAGACGGUGUCGUAGAAGACGUUAAAGAAUUAUCAGAUGACUCGAAGAAGAAAGCGGAGAAAGAAAAGGAAAUGUUGCAAGCGACAGGAGAAAAAGUAGUUGAUGAUACAAAGAAAGCUACAGAACAAUUUUUAACUGAUUUGAAAAAGCAGGGUGAGAAAACUCAAGAAAUCAUUUCCCACGACGCACAAUUAGCAAAGGAUGCAGUAAAGGAUGCAGGAUCGAAAAUGGCACAAGAUUUAAAGGAUACAAAAGAUUCUGUUGUAAAGGAAGUAAAAGAGGACGUAAAUGUUGUUAAAGAUAAAGUAUCAGAAGGAGCUAAAACAGUUGAACAUAGUGUAGAUGAUGCAAAAGAGAAGACUGCUAAAGAAGCCAAAAAAGCAAAGGAGAAGGCUGGUGGAUUCUUUUCUGGUAUAUUUAAAGGAGCCAAGCAUGCAGUGGAUGAUGCUACAGAUGACGUCAAAGAAUUUUUAGAUGAUACAAAGCAUGAAGCAGAACUCGAAGAAGAACGUGCUAAGAAAGCUGCCGAAAAAUUAGCUAAGGAUGCAAAAGACACAAAAGAUAAAGCUGUUAAAGGCGUUAAGGACAAAACUGAGAAGAUUAAAGACGUAAAAGAGAAAGUUUCAUCAGAUAUUGAUAGUUCUCUUGAUAAGGCAAAACAAAAGGUUAAAGAGGAUGUACAGGACACAAAAGAUGCAAUGAAAGAGACUGGUAAGAAAGUUUCUGAAGGAGUCGAUAGUGCAGCUGAUGCUGUUAAGGAUGCAGCCGUAGCUGUGAAAGACGCUGGUUCAAAAAUUUCGAAAGAAUUGGAAGACAAAAAAGAUGCAGUUGCUAAAGAAAUUAAGGAGGAUACCAAGAUCGCCGCAGACAAAAUUAAAUCCGGAGCCGAAGCUGUUUCAGAAAAAACAGAAGCAGCAAAAGACAAAACAUCUAAAGAAGCUAAGAAAGCAAAGGAUAAAGCUGGUGGCUUCCUUUCUGGAAUAUUUAAAGGAGCCAAACAUGCUGUAGAUGAUGUUACAGGUGACGUCAAAGAAUUUUUGGACGAAACCAAGCAUGAAGCAGAAUUAGAAGAAGAAAAAGCUCGUAAAGCUGCUGAAGAAUUAGCUAAAGAUGCAAAAGAAGUCAAAGACAAAGUAACUGAAAGCGUUAAGGAUACUGCUGCAUCUGUUAAAGUAACAAAAGAUAAAAUUGUCUCUGAUUUGGACAGUUCUGUAGAUAAAGCAAAGCAGAAACUUGGAGAUGAGGCAAAAGACGCACAAGAACAUGUAAAGGAUACUACUAAAAUUGUAAAGGAAAAGGUUGAGACUGCAACUGAUGCUGUUAAAGAUGCGAGUUCAAAAGUUGCCGAAGGUGUGAUUGACGCGAAAUCUGCUGUCGAAGAAGAAGUUAAGAAGGACUCUAAGGUUGUGAAGGACAAAGUAAAAUCUGGAAAGGAUGCAGUUCUGGACAAAGCAGAAGCAGCAAAGGAUAAAACAACUAAAGAAGCGAAAAAAGCUAAGGAUAAAGCUGGUGGAUUCUUCUCUGGAAUGUUUAAAGGGGCUAAACAUGCUGCUGAUGAUGCAACAGACAAUGUAAAAGAAUUUCUCGAUGAAACACGUGAGGAAGCCCAACUAGAGGAAGAGAGAGCGAGAAAGUUUGCUGAGGACCUAUCUAAAGAUGCAGAUGAAGCUAAGAAUAAGAUAACAGACAGUGUUAAAGAUACAACCCUAAAAGUUAAAGACACUACAGAUAAAAUUAUUUCCGACGUCGACAGUUCUUUGGAUAAAACGAAGCAGAAGGUCUCUGAUGAAGUGCAAGCUGCAUCAGAUGCAAUAAAACAGACUAAAGAAGAUAUGACAAAGAAAGUUGUAGAAGAAAUCGAUACAGUAAAACAAGUUGGAGAUGAUGCAUCAAAGAAAAUUGCUGCAAGUGUUGAUUCGGCAAAGGACACUGCUUCGAAAGUAGUUCAAGACAUUGUAGAUGUCAAAGAUUCUGCUACGAAUGUUGUGAUAGAUACAGGUUCAAAAAUUUCGAAACAAGUGGAGGAGAAAAAAGAUGCUGCUGCUGCUAAAGAAAUAAAGGAAGAUGCGAAGAUAGCGGCAGAUAAAAUUAAAUCAGGGGCAGAAGCUGUUUCAGAAAAAGCAGAAGCAGCAAAAGACAAAACAUCUAAAGAAGCUAAGAAAGCAAAGGAUAAAGCUGGUGGGUUCUUUUCUGGAAUAUUCAAAGGAGCCAAGCAUGCAGUAGAUGAUGUUACAGAUGACGUCAAAGACUUCUUAGAUGAAACAAAGCACGAAGCAGAAUUAGAAGAAGAACGUGCUGCUGAAGAACUAGCUAAAGAUGCAAAAGACGUGAAAGAUAAAGCUGUAAAAACUGUUACGGACACAACUGAUAAGAUUAAGGAAGCAAAAGACAAGGCGGCCGUAGAAAUUGAUAGCUCAGUGGAUAAGGCAAAGCAGAAAGUCAAAGAGGAUAUAAAGGAGGCAAAAGAUUCAGUGAAAGAAACUGGUAAAAAAGUUUCUGAUGGAGUCGAUUCUGCAACAGAUGCUGUAAAAGAUGCUGGAUCUAAAGUGACAAAAGGAAUCACAGACGCUAAGGAUGCUAUUGCUGAUGAAAUAAAGGAGGACACCAAGAUUGCUGCAGACAAAAUUAAAUCCGGAGCAGAAGCUAUUUCAGAAACGACGGAUGCUGCAAAAGAUAAAACUGCAAAAGAGGCCAAAAAAGCUAAGGAUAAGGCUGGUGGAUUCUUCUCAGGAAUAUUCAAAGGAGCCAAGCAUGCAGUAGAUGAUGUUACGGAUGAUGUAAAAGAAUUUUUAGAUGAAACAAAACAUGAAGCAGAAUUAGAAGAAGAACGAGCUAAAAAAGCUGCUGAAAAAUUAGCAAAGGACGCAAAAGACACCAAAGAUAAAGCUGUUAAGAGUGUUAAAGAUACUGCUGAUGAAAUUAAAGACGCUAAAGAUAAGGUAUCUGCAGAUAUUGAAAGUUCUCUGGAUAAGGCAAAGCAGAAAGUCAAAGACGAGGUACAGGACGCAAAAGAUGCAGUGACAGAGACUGGUAAGAAAGUUUCUGAUGGAGUCGAAAGUGCAGCUGAUUCUGUUAAGGAUGCAGGUACUAAAAUUGAAAAAGAAUUGGAUGGCGCAAAGGACGCUGUCAAGAAAGAAAUUAAAGCGGAUGCUAAAAUUGCAGCAGACAAAGUUAAAUCAGGCGCGGAAGCUGUUUCAGAAUCUGCUGAGGCUGCAAAAGACAAAACUACAAAGGAGGCUAAGAAAGCAAAAGAUAAGGCAAGUGGUUUUCUAUCUGGAAUGUUCAAGGGUUCCAAACAUGCUGCAGAUGAUGUUGUUGAUGAUGUCAAAGAAUUUGUGGAUGUAACUAAAGAGGACGCUGCAAAAAAGAAGGAUAAAGCUUUGAAAGCUGGUGAGAAAGUUAUCGAAGACACUAAAGAUGGAGGUAAAAAAGUUUUGUCUGAUGUUGAAAUGGCAACUGAAAAAACUAAAUCAAAAGUAGAGGAGAAAACACAAGGAAUGACUGAUGCAAUUAAAGAUGUAAGUCAGAAAGUUGCAACUGAUGCUGCCGUAGCUGUAGAUACUGCCAAGGAUGCAGGUUCGAAAGUAAUUCAAGGCGUUGCCGAUGUCAAAGAGUCUGCUGUAAAGGAAGUAAAGAAAGAUGCUAAGAUUGUUGAAGAGAAAAUAAAAUCCGGAGCAGAAGCAGUUUCAGACACUGCUGAAGCCGCAAAAGAUAAAACCACAAAAGAAGCCAAAAAAGCAAAAGAUAAAGCUGGUGGUUUCUUUUCGGGAAUAUUUAAGGGAGCCAAACAUGCAGUAGAUGAAGUUACUGAUGACGUUAAGGACUUUUUGGAUGAGACGAAGCAUGAUGCAGAAUUAGAAGAAGAACGUGCUAAGAAAGCUGCUGCAGAACUUGCUAAGGAAGUUAAAGAUUCAACAGAUAAGGUAAUUUCAGAAGUGAAGGAAUCCACUGAAAAAGCAAAGGCAAAAAUAUCAGCCGAUUCACAAGCAGUAUCUGAAAAAGUUAAAAAAGCUGGUGAUCAGUUAUCAAAGGAGACUGCAGAGGUAACUGAAGACUUAAAGAAAACUACAAAAGGAAUUGUCGAUGGACUUUCGCACGAGAAGGAUGUUACUGUUAGACAAAUUGAACAAGACGUUAAAGCAGUGGAGGAAAAAGCAUUAGGAGUAGAGAAAGAUUUGUCGUCAGCUGAAACGAAGAUCAUAAAAGAUGUUAAGUCUACUACAAAAGAAUUUUUAGAAGAUACAAAGAAAUCUCCUAGUCCUGGCGGAGUUGUAAAGCAUCAUCCAGCUAAAUUAGAUGACAGUACUUAUUCUUCUGAUGAAGGAAAAGAAAAGAGUGGCGGUUUCUUUGGCAUUUUCAAGAGUCCUAAAUCUCACAAAAAGAGGAGUAAAUCUAAAGACAAGUAUUCCUCACAAGACACUUCAUUUGACAGCGGAGAUGAAGAAGCAAAAAUUAUUACAGCUAAAUUUUUGGAAGAUGUUCGAAAAACUGCCGAAGAUCCUAAAGACACUUUUGUUGAUCAAGUAAAACAUGAUGCUAAGGUUGUUGAUGAAAAAAUAGCAGUAGUUACAACUGGAUCAGCGCAUGCAUUGGACACUGUUGUGGACAAAGCAGAGAAGGAAACUAAAAAAGCCAAGGACAAGAGUGGCAAAUUUUUCUCCGGCAUAUUCAAGGUAGCUAAGCAUACAUCUGAUGAUCUUGCAGAGGAUGUUAAAGAACUUGCGGAAGAGGGGAAAAAGAAAGAUGAACGAGAAGAAGAACUAGCACGUAAACUUGUUGAUGAAAUUGCUAAAGAUAUUAAAGACACAGGUGAUAAAGCUGGAAAGGAAAUUGAAAAAACUGUUGAUGACAUGAAAGAAGCAAAAACUUCUCUUGUUCAAGAAGUGAAAAAAGAUGCAGAAAUAGUAGGAGACAAAAUUACAACAGGUGUAGAAACUGCUUCUAAAGUUGCUGAUGAUGCCAAGGAUAAAGUUGAGAAGGAAGGUAAAAAAGCCAAAGACAAAGCAGGUGGUUUCUUCUCUGGAAUAUUCAAAGGAGCCAAACAUGCUGUAGAUGAUGUUACAGGUGACGUCAAAGAAUUUUUGGACGAAACCAAGCAUGAAGCAGAAUUAGAAGAGGAAAAGUCACGCAAGGCAAUGGAAGAUUUGAGUAAGGAUAUAAAGGACACUAAAGAUAAGGCUGUUUCUGAUCUGAAAGAUUCAGCUGAUAAAGUAAAACAGAAGAUUUCAGACGAGGCUCAAGAUGCAACAGAAAAAUUAAAAGACGCUGGUGAGAAAGUUUCAAAAGGAGCGGCACAAACUAUUGCUGAUGUAAAGACAUCAACUGAAAAAGCAGCAAAAGAAAUUGACGAAGCUAAAGAUUCUUCAAUUAAAGCCGUAAAGAAAGAUGUUAAAAUUGUGGAAGAGAAGGUAGGAUCCAGUGUAGAAUCUCUUUCACAUAAAAUUGAUGACGCAAAAGAGACAACUGUUAAGGAAACAAAAAAAGCAAAGGAUAAAGCGGGUGGUUUCCUCUCCGGUAUUUUCAAAGGAACUAAGCAAGCAGCAGAAGGAGCUGCAGAUGAUGUAAAAGAAUUUGUUGAUGAAACGAAAAAAGAAGCUGAAAAGGGGAAAGAAAAGGUUCAUGAAAAAGCAGAAAAGUUUUCAAAGGAUGUAAAGGAAACUAAAGAUAGCAUAGUGUCAGAUGUUAAAGAAACUAAAGAAAAACUGUUAUCAGAAACCAAAGAUGCAGCUGAUAAAGUAAAGGACAAAGUAUCCGAAGCAGGAGAGAAAAUUUCUCAAGGUGUCGUAGCUGCAGUUGAUGAAGUAGAAAAAGACGCUAACGCUAUAAAAGAAAAGGUGUCCUCUGGUGCUGCAGAAGUAGCUGAAAAAUCACAUGAUGUUAAAGAUAAAGCAGUUAAAGAAUCCAAAAAAGCAAAAGAUAAAGCUGGUGGCUUUUUGUCGGGAAUAUUUAAAGGAUCCAAACAAACAGCUGACGAAGUUAAAGAUGAUGUAAAAGAAUUCUUAGCCGAGACAAAACACGAAGCUAAACUGGAGGAAGAACGGGCCAAAAAAGCUGCCAGUGCUUUAUCUCAGGAUGCAAAGGACAUAAAGGAUAAGGUUGUCUCUGAAACUAAAGAUUCUUUGGAUAGUGUGAAAAAAGCAGUAGAUGAUGGUUCUCAAGCAGUAUCUGCAAAAGUAAAAGAUCUAGAUGAAAAAGUAUCAAAGACAACUGCAGAUGUGACUCAUGAAGUAAAGGAAACAGCAAAAUCAAUUGAUGACAAAUUAACAUCUGAAGCUGAAGCCGUCUCACAAUCUGCAGCUGCCGUUAAAGAUAAAGCUGCAAAAGAAUCCAAAAAGGCUAAGGAUAGAGCGAGUGGCCUCUUUUCAGGAAUAUUCAAAGGAAGUAAACAUUCAUCAGAAGAAUCUGAUAGAGACGAAAAAGAUGGAACUGAUGUUGCGAAAAAACAGAAAAAGAAAGGAAAGGAACGUGCCCAAAAGACAAAGGAUGAUGCAACAAAGAAUAUUACAGGAUCUAAAGAAACUGUAGUUUCCGGCAUGAAAGAAAGUGCAGAAAAUAUAAAAGAAAAAGCAGCAAGUGAUACCGAGAAAGUGAAGGAUAAAUCAGGUGGUUUCUUUUCUGGCAUAAUAAAGGGAGUAAAACAUGCAGUUGACGAAGUUACUGAUGACGUAAAAGAAUUUUUAGAUGAUACAAAGCACGAAGCUGAAUUAGAGGAAGAAAAAACUCGCAAAACUGUUGAAACUGUAAGCAAGGACAUCAAAGACACCAAAGAUAAGGUUAUUUCUGAUAUUAAGACUUCAACUGAGAAAACGAAACAAGAAAUAUCAAAAGAUGUUCAUGACGCUGCUGAAAAAAUUCAAGAUAGUAGUGAAUCGGCACUAACACAAGUUUCUGAUUCUCUAGAUUUUGGUAUUAAAGAUAUUUCAGAAACUGUAACGACAGCAAGUGAAACAUUACAACAAAAAGCUGAGGAUAUUACAAAAGGUGAUGACAAAAAGGCUCAAGACGCAGAUAAUGCAGCAAAUAUUAAGAAGACUAAAGAUAAAAUUAAAACUGAUGUAACAAUCACUUCAAAGAAAAUUUCCGAUCAAGAUAAAUUAAAAGGUGAUAAAACUAAAGGAGCUGCAAAAGGAGCACCUUCAACUGCUAAAGGAUCAUCAGCAGCUACCCCAUCAUCAGUUAAAGGAACGCCUGUAGCUGCUAAAAGAACUGCCGCUAAAGAUACAACUCCUAAAACCGCCAAGAAGGAUCUUAAACCUGUUCAACGAAAAAUAUCCUCCGGUUCUGAUUCAUCAGGUAGAGCGGGAUCUGUUCCUAAAGAAAAAAUUAAUACAGAUACUAAAAAGACGAAGGAAAAAGCAGGAGGAUUUAUAUCAGGUAUAGUGAAAGGGGCGAAAAAUGUUGUGGAUGAUGUUACCAGUGAUGUGAAAGAUUUUAUGGAUGAAACGAAAGUUCAAGCCGAGAAGGAAGAGGAACAGGCACGUCAAGCAGCCGAUAAGCCAAAAGAUAGUAAAAAAGAUUCUUCAGAUCAAGCUUCAAAGAAAACCACAACAGUUCAGAGGAUAACAAAAGAAACAACACCUCCAAGUACAAAAGUUAAAAAAUCAGGUCAAGAAAUUUCCAAAUCGGUAACCUCCGUCAAAACAACAACUUUGACGAGUGUAACAAAAACCACUAAAACCAUCAAAGAAUCAUCUGCCAGUCCUGUCUUACCUGAAAGAAGAAAAUCGGGAAGUGUUCCAAAAGAAACUAAAGCCAUAAAACAAGACACCAAAACAACACCAGAAUCAACUAGACGCUCGUCCACUGAUAAAUCGUCCAAAGUACCAAUUUCCGGGAAAACAAAAACAUCAACUAGUCGAGUGACCAAAGAAAGCCCUCCAAAAGAAGCCGUUAAAUCGACAACAAAAACACCAAAAAGUAUAGAAACUGUCCCCAAAACUGAAACAAUAUCUCUCGAUCCCAAGGAAGCAACCGCUUUACUUCUAAAUGAAGAAAAAGCCACAGCAGAACAUAUUCCAGUUAGUCAAGAACCUAAAGAGUCUCGUAUUCCACAAUUGAGUUCAGGAAGAAGUUCCCUUGAAAGGGAAUCCUCAUCAGAUUCAGAAAGCAAGAGUAAAUCCAAAAAACCAAAAAAAGGCGGUAUUAUAUCCAAUAUCGUGAAGAGCACGAAAAGUGCAACUCACAAAAUAGCAAAAGAAGUGGACCACGCGAAAGAAGGCCUGAAAGGUGCCACUGAAAAAUUCUGGGAGGACACAAAACGUGAAAGUAAAGAAGCAUCGAUAUCCGGUAGUUACGAUGUGUCAUCACCAGAAAGUAAUACCGACACACUAAAAGAUGAAAUUGCAACAACCGAGUCUAAUAUUAAUGUCGAAUCGUCAAACGCGUUAGCUAGAUUAGUUGACGUUGAUGACGAACGUCCAAAAAAACAAAUUUACGAAUUCAAAGAAAUUUCAAGCAUUCCAGAAGUAACAAUAGAAUCUAGGGAAGUUAGGGAAAUAAGAUUUACAACAGUGGGUGAAUCAGGUACAAUAGUAGGGACUGAUAUAUUGAGUGAGUUAGGAAGCAUCGAGCCUCGCGCAAGUCAAACCGUCACCACAGUCGUUACAAAAUCUGUGCGAACGGCAACGACCCCACCACCCAGCCCCGCCGAGUUCAGUGACAAUAGCGUUAAAGAUGUAACUGAGGAGGCUGAAAGACGUGCCCAUGAAUUAGCAAGCCAAGCCAUCUCACUCAGACAACCAGGGCAUGAUUCGGCUGAGAUUGAUGGGACUGUAGAGAGGCAUGCUACUUCUGCUCCUGUUCCUGCCCCUCGUUACACUGCCACCAUCUCAUCUAAAGCUAAUUUGGAACUAAACAUUAAGGACCCCGCGUCGCCACAGAAGAAAAAAACGACGAUAAAAUCAAAAAUACCGGCUAGGAAAUUUGAGAAGCAGGAUAGUAGUCCACCAUCCAAGGAGAUACCAUCCCCGAAGAGUAAAAUUCCAAUAAAACUCAAAAAUCAAGAUGAAGAUAGAAUUAUUGAGACGAAGAAUUUCACGGAAACGAUCACGACCUACAGCAGUCAUAGUAUACCAUCAGAGGAGUUGGACAAGAAUUUUGAAAAUCAUCCAAUUUCCAAGCAGGUGACGACAAGUUCCCAAGAGACUGAUCCAGAAUUAGAGGACUUGAUCAAGGAUGGAGAGGUUGUGUCGAGUAAGAUAGUGAAGAAAACUGUGAUGACAACGUCUGAUAGUUUAGAGCCGGAAGUAUGGACUGAGACAAUGACGACUAAAACUCUACCCGAUGGGAAACAGGAGACAUGGCGAUCUGUCACAUCAGGAAGUUUACAAUCAGAAAUUUGGGAUACGCAAUGCUCAUUGGACACGUCGCCUGGCUCGGGAAAUGGUGAUUUGUAUCAAAAGAAUGAAAAUUACAGACAUGAGGUAAACAGUGAUACGGAUAGCGAAGGUUCGCCACAACCAAGAAGAAGAUCAUUGAGCAAGAGAAGAACUUUGGGCAGUUCUAGCGGAUCAGAUGUCGCACUUCAUGAAGGUGCUGAGCUCUCCCCAUUGGAAGACGACCAAGGUACCUCACUCACAGCUAACAUUCUAAAAUCUGACUUUUUACAACAAAGCGAACCUUCCUACAUGGAAACAACAACGACAGAAAUUGAUCCUGAAACAAAUGAAAGAAUAACGAGAACGACGCGAGUAGUAACAACGGCGGGAUUAGGAGGUGUCUCCAGCGGUGCAGACGAGCUUCGUGAAUCAAUGCAAAAAAUAGUGGAUCAAUUUAUGGUGGAAGAUAGAAAGGGACAGUGAAUAAGUGUCGAUUUAUCUUUGACGAACUCUGAGCAAAGUAAAAUUCUUGACACUGCGAAAAAGAGGGCAGACAUUUUAAGAAAGAAAAAUUUUUUUUAAAAAACUAAAAAGCUUUAAAAAAACAAGCACAUCUCUACGUAUGAAUUUAGUUCGAUAUUUCCUCGCGUCGAGCUUUAAUAUCAUACUCUUCGAUAAAAAAAGCUAAAUAGCAUUGAUAUAUAUAUUGUACCUUGGCCUAAUGGCAAAUAAAUCGAAUUUGUUUUUAAUAAAAUAUUCUCUUUGCUAGACAGACUAGCAUUUUUUCGCUAGUCUUUACUACGCCAGCCCGUCCAGUGCUUUUCUUUGUAAAGUGAAACAGAAAAAAAAUCUUGCUUUGCUUCCAUCAAAAAAAAAAAGAAAAAUGUUUACCCUUGAAUGUCGCUUCUAAACAUUUUUGUGCAGAUAGAUUGUACUAUGAUUAUAAAAAGAAAAAAAAAUUAUAAAUAGAUUUCUAUUGAAAGAAAAAUUACACUCUGUUAUGAAUUAAAAAAGUGGAUAUAUCGUUGUCCCAUUAAAAAAAAAUUAAAUAAACAAAGAAAAUUUAAGUAUUCUUCUCAUGUUGCUCGCUGUUAAAACUCAAAGACUUAGAGAAAAUUUCUAAGUUGCAAAUUUUAAGAUAAAAAAACGUCGACACUGCUUAAUGGUGUUUUUUUUCUUUGAGUGAAAAUAUUUCAUCUUGCUGUCACACAAAACAAAACAAAAAGCACAAUAAUUCACGAGAGAGACUCUAAAAUAUUGUUUUUGAUUUGAGCGACGGCAAGAUUUGAAUUCUUUUUUUUAUCAUCAGGUUAUAUAUUGUACAUUUUUUCAAUUAUUUAAUUACAAUUUCUUAACAAUUUUUUCAUUGUGUAUAUUUAUAAUAAUUAUUUACAUUAUAGGCGUAACUUAUAUUAUUGUACUAUUUAAAGAUAAAUUGUAAUAAUAAUUAUUCGAUCUUGAUAAAUAUGAGGAAUAUUUUAUUUAUAUAAUAUGGAAAAAAAUACUGACUGUUUUUUGAAUUGUUACAUUUCUUGCAAAAAAAAAGAAAAGAAAAAAAAUAUUAAUUAUAUUGUGAGAAAUAAUAAGAAAAAUGAAAAUAUAGCGUAUUUUUUACUAUUAUUGUAAAAAAUUACAAAAAAAAAAUAAGAAAUUAAUGCAUAAUUAUUGCGGGACAUUUAUGUCACAAAUUAUUCAAUAUACAAUGACCGAGAAAUUUCUUUAAUUUUAAAGUUUUAAGUGAAUUUAGCAAAAAACUUGUGUCAUUGCUUUUUUUAAAUAUGGGAGAAGAAAAUCGUAUAUAUAUUAUAAAUACUAUAUAUAAUAUAUGAAUUAUAAGUCUCCUAGUAUAAAGAUAUUCUAUUAAUAUAUAUACAUAAAAUGCUAUAUUGAGAAAUACAUAUAAUGUCUACGCAAAAUAAAGAUUUAUAAAUUAUUUAAGCUGCAUAAAAAUAGACUUGCCUAGAGCCCACCCGACUUAAGGACCAAAGGCACAAUCAUAUGCAUAUAAUUAUAUAAAAUACCGAAAAUGCUCCUGUGUAAAUCUGUAAUGUUUAAUAAAUCUUUCAUGAUUCACGUGGUA
Messenger RNA from Leptopilina heterotoma, 25426 nucleotides. RefSeq names its product ankyrin-2-like. Gene Ontology annotation, biological process: protein localization to T-tubule; signal transduction; lipid transport. The record is from RefSeq and is a predicted model, not a curated record. The transcript has 38 exons. The coding region runs from base 412 to 23829 and encodes 7805 amino acids. Gene Ontology annotation, cellular component: extracellular region; T-tubule. Gene Ontology annotation, molecular function: lipid binding; protein binding. NCBI's taxonomy places the organism in Eukaryota, Metazoa, Arthropoda, Insecta, Hymenoptera, Figitidae.